Molecule: messenger RNA, 433 nt
Organism: Dimorphilus gyrociliatus
Lineage: Eukaryota; Metazoa; Annelida; Polychaeta; Dinophilidae
Source: the annotation of a GenBank genome assembly
AAUGGCGAAAAGAUCAGUGGGUAUUGGAGAAAUUCAAGAAGGACGGAAGAAUACUGCUAGACCAAUUUUGGUAAAUAUUCAAAGUAAUGACGAAAUUGUUGGAGAAGAAUCGGACGAUUGUGUUGAAGAUGAAGGGAACGAGUUAUUCGAAAUUGACGAGGAAGAAGCUCAAAUUGCCGAAGCAUUUAGAGCUUUCGACCAUAACAAUGAUGGUUAUCUAGAUAUAACUGAUUUAAGGAGGGUAUUAUUGAAAUUGGGACAUAAUUUAGAUGAUGAAGAAUUGCAAGAAGUAUUAGACGAAGCAGAUAGUAAUGGAGAUGGAAAAAUUGACUAUUAUGAAUUUAAGAAAAUGAUGCUAAGAGAAGACACUCCAAUAGAAAAAGAAGAAGCGGAAGAUAACUUAUUAAACAAUAAAGAUGAUGAAAGGGGAUAA